Molecule: messenger RNA, 1383 nt
Organism: Phialemonium atrogriseum
Lineage: Eukaryota; Fungi; Ascomycota; Sordariomycetes; Cephalothecales; Cephalothecaceae
Product: putative phosphatidate cytidylyltransferase
Exons: 3
Coding region: 1-1383 (460 amino acids)
Cellular component (GO): endoplasmic reticulum membrane
Molecular function (GO): phosphatidate cytidylyltransferase activity
Source: RefSeq, a predicted model, not a curated record
AUGACGGGCAGAUCUCGCCGAGGGGUCAAAUUUACCCACAAACACUCCCAUCCAAACGGACAGUCGGCCGCCGACGGCCGCCGCUCAAGUUUCAGCGAUGUCAGCGAGGAAGGCUCGCCGACCAAGUCCAGGGGGAGUGGGACGCUGGACAACAUCGCAGAGAAACCACGGACGGCCGAGCAGCAACGAUCUGAUUAUGAGAAGAAGAAGGCCAACUUCAUGACCCGGACAUUCUGGACCUUUGUCAUGAUUGGCGGUUUCUUCGCCGCGCUUUUCAUGGGCCAUGUCUACAUCAUCCUCAUUAUCACCGCCGUUCAGAUCAUCUCCUUCAAGGAGGUGAUCGCCAUCGCCAACGUCCCGAGCCGAGCGCGCGACCUACGCUCCACCAAGAGCCUCAAUUGGUACUUCCUCGCGACGACCAUGUACUUCCUAUACGGCGAGAGCGUCAUCUACUAUUUCAAGCACAUUGUCUUGGUUGACAAGGUCCUUCUCCCGCUGGCUACCCACCAUCGGUUCAUCAGCUUCAUCCUCUAUGUGUUCGGAUUCGUCUUCUUCGUCGGCUCCCUCAAAGCCAGCCACCUCAAGUUCCAGUUUGCCCAGUUCGGAUGGACACACAUGGCGCUGUUCUUGAUCGUCGUACAAUCGCACUUCAUAAUGAACAACAUCUUCGAGGGCAUGUUCUGGUUCUUCCUGCCGGUCUCGCUCGUCAUCACCAACGAUAUUUUCGCCUACAUUUGCGGAAUCACCUUCGGCCGGACGCAGCUGAUCAAGCUGUCUCCCAAAAAGACUGUCGAGGGCUUUGUCGGCGCAUGGGUCAUGACUGUCAUCUUUGGGGUUUUCUUCAGCGCCGCCUUGGGCAAGUCGAAGUACUUCGUCUGCCCGGUAACCGACCUCGGGGCGAACAUCUUCACGGGCCUCCAGUGCGAGCCCAACCCGGUCUUCCUCCCACGCACAUUCCAGUUGCCAGAACUCUUCUUCCUCCCGCCGAACACGACUUUCAGCGUUACCCUGGCGCCGAUCCAGAUCCACACCUUUGUCUUUGCGACCUUUGCCUCCCUUAUCGCACCCUUUGGCGGCUUCUUCGCCUCGGGGCUCAAGCGCACUUUCAAGAUCAAGGACUUUGGCCAUUCGAUUCCCGGACACGGCGGCAUGACUGACCGGAUGGAUUGCCAGUUCAUCAUGGGCUUCUUCACCUACAUCUACUACCACACCUUCAUCGCCGUCCACAAGGUGUCUCUCGGCCAGGUCAUGGAGAUUGCCAUCACCGGCUUGACGGAUCAUGAGCAGGUCGAGCUUAUCAGGGGGAUGGGGAGGUACUUGGGGAACCAAGGGCUCGUCUCGAAUGAGGUAAGGAACUGCCUGUCCCUGAUUAUUAGAGAUUAG